Molecule: messenger RNA, 3875 nt
Organism: Anas platyrhynchos (mallard)
Lineage: Eukaryota; Metazoa; Chordata; Aves; Anseriformes; Anatidae
Gene: ATF6
Product: activating transcription factor 6
Biological process (GO): endoplasmic reticulum unfolded protein response; regulation of transcription by RNA polymerase II
Cellular component (GO): nucleus
Molecular function (GO): DNA-binding transcription factor activity, RNA polymerase II-specific; RNA polymerase II cis-regulatory region sequence-specific DNA binding
Source: RefSeq, a predicted model, not a curated record
CCGUCGGAGGCCGCCGUAGCGGGGUGUGGCGAGGAGGGGGGCGGAAGCGGCGGAGCAGGAAGGAGGAAGCCAUGGCGGCGGCUGCGGCCGAGGCCGAGUGGGAGCCCGCGGGGCUGCUGCCGGCCGCGGGGGGCGGCUUGGACUGGGAGGCGGUGCUGGGCGAGGAGCUGGGCGAGCUGCUGGGCGCCGCCGGGCCGCCGCGGGACAUGGGGGCAGAGCCCGAGGAAAGCGAUCUCUGUAACUUCCAUUUUGACUUGGAUUUGAUGUCCUGGGACUCAGACCUUUGGAACAUCACAAGCCACGCUUAUUCAGAUGCAAACGUGAAGACAGAGCCCUUAUCACCAGCCGCUUCAAGUUGUUCGGUCCCUUCUCCAUCGUCUGUGGACUCGCCAGUGCAGAAUGUGCCUGAUGAUAUGGACUUCAGCUGUAGCUCCCAGAUGUCUCCCAUCUCCCUCUACAUCAAGAGUUCUGGAAGCCCCGCGUCCCCUGAAGGAGAUGCAGGGAAGAAGCCUGCUGUCAGCGCCACUUCUCGCUCUGCAAAUAAUUCCGUGAAAACUCCGAAGAAAUGUCAGUCAGCAUCCAGGCCUUCAAUACAACCGAAGCCCCUUCUGCCUGCUGUACCUGAGGCUCAGACUAACAUUGGCAUCCCAGCUAAAACCAUCAUUAUUCAGACUCUUCCAACACUUGUGCCACUGCCAAAGCAUCAGCCAGUUGUUAACAUCCAGCCAGCACCUCCCAAAGGUCAAUCAGUGGUGCUCCCCCAGCCCACCGUGGUACAGCUCCAGGCUUCUGGGGUGCUUCCUGCCUCCCAGCCAGUCAUUGCUGUCACUGGAGGGACCACGCAGCUCCACAACCACACCCACACGGUGAAUGCGCUGCCCCCGGCUGCUGGAAAUGGCUCACCAAGUGGCAAAAUCGCGGUGACUAAACCCUUGCUGCAAAGCACCACACCGACGGUGGGGCUGGAUGUCAAUGUCUUGAGAAGGCAGCAGCGCAUGAUCAAAAACCGGGAGUCAGCCUUUCAGUCACGGAAGAAAAAAAAGGAAUACAUGUUGGGACUAGAGGCCAGGCUGGAGGCAGCCUUACUGGAGAACGAGAAACUCAAGAAGGAAAACAGCACACUGAAGAGGCAGCUGGAUGAAGUGGUAUUAGAGAACCAGAAGCUCAAAGUAUCAUCUCCUAAGAGAAGAACCCUGUGUGUGAUGGUGAUACUGGCUUUCAUAAUGUUGAAUUAUGGUCCCCUGAGUGUAUUCGAAAAAGAUCCCAGUGGAGCUGACUCUCCUGUGAGCUCCAACCACCGGACCCGAAAUCUCCUGGAGUUCUCAGCUAGCCAGGAGUCCAGCACAGCACAGAAAAUACCUGAUGACAUAAUUUCCGAAAAGAGUAAUAGGUACGAUCAUUCAGUGUCUGACAACAAAGCACUGAUGAUAGUAUCAGAAGAACCGCUAUUAUAUAUUUCACCACCACCACCCCCACCCCCCUGUCAGCCCCUGAUCAACCGGACAGAGUCACAGAGGCUAAAUCAUGAACUUCGAGGAUGGGUUCAUAGACAUGAAGUGGAAAGAACAAGGUCUAGAAGGCUGUCAAAUAGCAAACAGCAGAAGGCACGGGUUACACAGAGCUCCCUCAGUAAGAAAGUAGAUUCCCAGCUAAUGGCCAUGCCUUAUACAGACACCAGCCUCAGCAGGAACUCAGGGAACGAGCUGCAAGUAUAUUAUGCCUCUCCAAGGAGCUAUCAAGACUUCCUUGAAGCUAUUCGCAGAAGGGAAGACACAUUCUACGUGGUGUCAUUUCGCAGAGACCACCUGUUAUUGCCAGCCACCACACACAACAAGACCAGAAGACCAAAGAUGUCUAUAGUGUUGCCAGCUGUAAACAUCAAUGAGAACGUGAUCAACGGGCAGGACUACGAAGUGAUGAUGCAGAUCGACUGCGAGGUGAUGGACACCAGGAUUCUCCACAUCAAAAGCUCGUCCGUCCCUCCCUCCCUCCGCGAGCAGCGCAGGAAUCACACCAACACCUUCUACAGCUCGUCCCCCUCCGUCUCAGAGACGCCCCACGCCCUCAGGGCAAUCGUAAAGUCCCUGCAGUAACCCCUGCACGGCCCCUGCACCCUGCCUGACGAUGCCGGCAGGUCCCUGGGGCUCCGGGCACAGCGAGGGCAGCUGAGAGCCCAUUCCUGUGCCUCACCCUGCCACACGGCCGCGUCCUGUCCUGCCCAGGGACUGCAGAGCUCUGCCAGCUGGGGACAGGCCUGGGGGACCCACACACCGUGAUGCCCCGUGCCGGAGGCUGCCGCAGUCCUGGUGUCCGGCAUCAGCAGCUGGAGCCCCGCACUGGUAAAGGGGGCACUGCCCGUCCUUGCUGCUUAUGCACUGCCCAAAAUUGGUGGUUUUUUUUUUUGGUUUCAUCACCUGCCCCAAACCUUUCCCCACGCAGCCUCCCUCACCGGGGAAACUGGGGGCUGCUGCCUGGGGCAGCCAAGGCACUACAAGCAGAACGAGCUGCACGGCCACCAGGCGUGCCCCGAGGGCUCCGUGCAGCCCGGCCACCCGUGGAGCUGCUCAAACAGCGCCCUGCACCCGGGGUCACCCUGCGUUGGGUUUGUGCCCACCGAGCGGGGUGCCCAGGCGCGCAGCCUCACCUGCGUGCAAAAAGCUGGGGCUUGGCCUGAAGGUGGUGGAUUAGUGCAGCAUAACCAUCACUAAAGAUUGUAUUUCUUUACCUCCCUGUGCUUAUUUUUUUUAAAUUUUGGGUGAUAUUUAAUGUUCCUCACUGCUACCAGCCUGCUGAGCGGCUCUGCCUGUGUCCGCAGGCAGCGCCAGCCCAGCUGGGGCAGGGGGCACACUGAGUGCGGUGGGACACAGCCACAGCUCCUUACUCCCAAAACAUGCACACAGACACACACAGGAGCACCUUCUGCCCACAACACACCCCCCGAGUGCCACCACAGAAGCCCUCUGCCCUUUUUGGCCACCGGGGCAGGGCCGAGGGGCUGCGGCGCGGUGCUCAGCUGGGGUCGGGCGCCAGCAGCGCAUCGGCCGUGCGUAAUGACUUCAGCAUGUUGUUACUUAUUUUUUUUCCCCCCUUGCAGUUAGCACAGAAGAUGAUCGGCUUCGGUUUGCCAGACCAUUGGCUUUCCCUCCUUGUCUGAACCACUUACUGAUGUGUUUUUUUUAAUUAUUAUUAUUAUUAUUCUUUUUGUGUGUGGGGGGGGGGGGGGGCUGUUAGGAAAUAAAGGUUGAUCCCGCAGCAAGACAAACAGCUCGGGGGAGGCGAGGAGGAGGGCGAGCAGCAAUACACCCCUGUGAAAUAUGUGCCUUGCAACACUGUGGAAAAGCUUUGCCCUUUGCCACGUAGUCAGCGCCGCGCGGCCCCCGUCCCCUCGGCGCUGGAGCUGCUGGGAAGCAGCCGGGCUCGGCGAGGGGCUUGGCUGCGCUCCUUGCACCAGUUCUGUUUUCCUGGCCCGGGCCCCACCUGACUGCGGGCCAGCUCGCGCAGUCAUCGAGCAGAAACUCCCCGGCUGUGCCCCAGCCAGAGGCACGCGGCCCCGCGGUGCUCUGGGGGGACCCUUUGCUGCGGGGAGCCACGGCAGGGACCCGGCGGUGAUGGCCGCGCUCCCAAAUCCAUGCCAUGGGUGGGUGGGUUGGGGGCGGGGAGAGGGUGCACCCAUGGGUGCAGCCACAGCGGUGCCGUGGAAAGGGCCACGGGGGUGGCAGGGCAGCGUCCCGAGCCUGGGGGCUGGCGCAGAGGGGUUGGGAACGUGGGACCGCCGCAGCCCAGUGGGCACCGGUGGUGGAGGGCACCUCUCUUCCCAUGUGGUCCUCUUGUCUGUGUCCCUAGCACCGAUGGCAAUAAAAUCGUUCUCUUAUUUA